Molecule: messenger RNA, 771 nt
Organism: Sander lucioperca (pikeperch)
Lineage: Eukaryota; Metazoa; Chordata; Actinopteri; Perciformes; Percidae
Gene: fgfbp1a
Product: fibroblast growth factor binding protein 1a
Exons: 3
Coding region: 137-769 (210 amino acids)
Biological process (GO): cell-cell signaling
Molecular function (GO): growth factor binding
Source: RefSeq, a predicted model, not a curated record
UCCUGAUAUCUCAACAUAAAUCUGGGGAGGGCUGAUUCUACAGCAGACUGUAGCUGCAGGUACAGUAAAGGCGACUCAGCUCUCGGGACUGUAAACCAAAGUUUACUGUGGAAACUUCAGGGCGUUUUGGCAUUUCAUGGCUCUCCUUACCAAUGUCACCAUCCUGCUGGUCCUGGCUUGUAUCUCCCAUCAGCUGGUGUUGAGCAGCUGCCAAAGGAGCCAAGGACGGAGGGGACGAGGAGUGGACAGAGGACAACGCAAGGACAGGCUAGGGCUGAGGGUGGGCCGCCAAUCAAAAACUGACUCUGCACAACCCAUUAAGGGCAAAAUGGUUACCAAAGACAAGUCCCAGUGCACCUGGGUAGCAACAGGUGAGGACCUCUUCAUCCUUGGUGUCACCUGCAAGAAGGGGGACAGGAGCUUCAGCUGUGAAUAUGUCGCCAGACCGGCUGUCUGUCCCCAGUACCAUUCCAAUGUCAAACUUUACUGGAAGCAAAUCACCAGAGCGCUGAAGAAGCAAAAUAGUUUGUGCCAGGACAGCAGUGAAUUGGUCAGGGCAGGUGUUUGCAAAAGAGCUGCCAGAGAUGCUCAUUUCAGACUCCAUAAUCCUCAGAGGAAGACUGACCCGCCUUCCGAUCCACAACCAACACCCAGAGCUAUCAAAUCCUGUAAACCUGUUAACAAGAAGCUGGCUGAGGAGCACUGCAACGACUCCUGGUCGACUUUUUGCACGUUCUUUUUUACUAUGGUGCAGGAUUAUGAUUGCUGAGA